CGCGCUAUUGCGACCCCAACGCGCCCACCACCCUCAUCGCCGACACGUCUCAAACAAUCGGGAAGCUUUUCAGCCGUCUUUGCGCAAUACAUCACGAGCAUCUACACGAACAACACGCGGCGAACAGCCCAAACGGGCAACAUGGCGCGCAAGAGCAAUGGACGCGAGUCUGACCCCUCGACGGCUGACGCCUCGGCACACGAAGACGUCGAAAUGCAGGACCAGGAAGACAGGAUGAACGGCUUUAAGAAGUUCGGGUAUAAUCUGGACACACCCGACUACACAGACUCGGACACACAACCUAACACAACAGCUAGCAGCGUUGCAGGGGACGCGCCAGUCGACGGCCGCAAACGACGCGCUGAGCAGAUGAACAUGCGCAAGAGCAUCUACGGAAAGAAGCACGACCGCCUCGGCGCGUCAAAGGAAGACGACACAGUACGACGUUUCCGAUAUCUUCUGGGUUUGACAGACCUAUUUCGCCACUUUAUCGACACAAACCCGAAUCCGCAUAUCAAAGACAUCAUUGCUAAGAUUGACGCACAAGACGCUGAAGAGGCCAAGAAGUCAAAGGCAAGCAAGGUCCGCAAGGGUGGAGCUGCUGCCGAGCGCCGUCGCAAAACCGAACAGGAGGAAGACGCUGAACUCGUGCGCGAGGAGAAGCAUGGUGGACACAAUGAAACAGUCUUCAGGGAGUCACCAGGCUACAUCCAGGGCGGUACCAUGCGUGACUACCAAGUUGCUGGUCUCAACUGGUUGAUCUCGCUGCAUGAGAACGGUAUCUCAGGUAUCCUCGCCGACGAGAUGGGUCUGGGGAAGACACUACAGACCAUCUCCUUCAUCGGCUACCUUCGCUUCAUCGGCGGCAUCACCGGACCUCACCUCGUCGCUGUGCCGAAGUCGACUCUUGAUAACUGGAGGCGCGAGUUUGGCAAGUGGAUUCCCGAGAUCAAGGUCCUUGUUCUGCAAGGAAACAAAGACGAGCGCGCCGAGCUAAUCCGGGAUGAACUGGUGGACGAGAACUUCGAUGUCUGCAUCACAAGUUACGAAAUGAUUCUGCGUGAGAAGUCUGCUCUCAAGAAGUUUGCUUGGGAAUACAUUAUCAUUGACGAAGCGCAUCGUAUCAAAAACGAGGAGUCCUCCCUCGCCCAGAUGGUCCGCAUGUUCAACUCUCGAAACCGACUCCUUAUUACCGGUACCCCGCUCCAGAAUAAUCUGCACGAACUGUGGGCGCUCCUGAACUUCCUGAUGCCAGAUGUAUUUGGUGAUUCAUCGGCGUUCGAUGAGUGGUUCUCCCAGCAGAACGAGGACUCGGAUACCGUUGUGCAGCAGCUCCACAAGGUCUUGCGGCCUUUCUUGCUUCGACGUGUCAAGGCCGAUGUCGAGAAGUCACUCCAGCCCAAGAAGGAAAUCAAUUUGUAUGUUGGUCUGUCUGACAUGCAAGUCCAGUGGUACAAAAAAAUCCUUGAGAAGGACAUUGACGCAGUCAACGGCGGUGCUGGCAACAAGGAGUCCAAGACACGUCUGCUUAACAUUGUCAUGCAGUUGCGCAAGUGCUGCAACCACCCAUACCUUUUCGAAGGUGCUGAGCCAGGUCCGCCAUACACGACCGACGAGCACUUGGUUAACAACGCUGCAAAGAUGGUCAUGCUGGACAAGCUCCUCAAGCGCAUGAAAGCUCAAGGCAGCAGAGUCCUCAUCUUCUCCCAGAUGAGUCGUGUCCUAGACAUCAUGGAGGACUACUCGGUGAUGCGUGGAUACCAGUACUGCCGUAUCGACGGUUCCACAGCCCACGAGGACCGUAUCGCAGCUAUCGACGACUACAAUAAGGAAGGCUCAGAAAAGUUCCUCUUCCUCCUAACAACUCGUGCUGGUGGCUUGGGUAUCAAUUUGACUUCCGCCGACAUUGUAGUACUCUUCGAUAGCGAUUGGAACCCGCAGGCCGAUCUUCAAGCCAUGGACCGUGCCCAUCGUAUUGGCCAGAAGAAACAGGUUUACGUUUUCCGCUUUGUAACGGAAGGCGCAAUCGAGGAAAAGGUCCUGGAACGCGCGGCUCAGAAAUUGCGUCUUGAUCAGUUGGUCAUCCAGCAAGGACGCUCGCAGCAACCUGCCAAGAACGCUGCCUCAAAGGAUGAGCUCCUGACCAUGAUUCAGCACGGUGCUGAGAAGGUAUUCAACAGCAAGGGCGCCGUCGGACCAGCCGUAGACGGUGAUAUGGCCGACGAUGACUUCGAUGCAAUCAUGAAGCGGGGUGAAGCGGCGACCGCAAAGCUCAACUCCAAGUACGAGAAGCUAGGUCUCGAUGAUCUGCAGAAGUUCACUUCUGACUCAACGUACGAGUGGAACGGCGAGACGUUCGAGCCACGAAAGAAGGACAUUGGUCUCAACUGGAUCAACCCCUCCAAGCGUGAGCGCAAGGAGCAAAACUACGGUAUCGACAAGUACUACCGCAAUGCGUUAGCAACUGGUGGCCGAACCGAGAGCAAACAACCUAGGGUUCCUCGUGCACCCAAGCAGGUUAUCAUUCACGAUUAUCAGUUCUUCCCGGAGAAGCUAGCAGAACUUCAAGACAAAGAGACUGCCUGGUACCGUAAGGAGAACAACCUCAAGGCGCCACUUCCCGAUGGCCCUGACGAAGACCUUGAGGCCCGCGAGGCCGAUCAGGAGCUCGCACAGAAAGAGAUCGACAAUGCCGAGCCGCUGACAGAGGAAGAGAAAGCUGAGAAGGAGCGCUUGAUCGAGCAGGGUUUCCCCGAAUGGAACAAGCGAGAUCUGCAGCAGUUCCUGAACGGUUCCGCUAAGUACGGGCGAACAAACUACGAUGGCAUCUCUGAGGAAGUGGACGGCAAGGACGCCGAUGAGAUCAAGGAGUAUGCCAAGGUCUUCUGGAAGAAGUACAAGCAGUUGGAGAAUUGGCAAAAGUAUAUCAAUGUUGUGGAAGAGGGUGAGCAGCGCGUUCGCGACUCGGAAAACAAGAAGCGCCUGCUUGCGAAGAAAAUCGGCAUGUACAGGAUGCCUCUGCAACAGAUGACUAUCAAGUACACCGUCUCGACAACGAACAAAAAGGUUUACACCGAAGAGGAGGAUCGAUUCCUGCUUGUCAUGCUUCACAAGCACGGCGUUGAGGGUGAGACUAUCUACGACAAGAUCCGCGAUGAGAUUCGAGAGUCGCCUUUGUUCCGCUUCGACUGGUUCUUCCUUAGUCGAACGCCUCAGGAGAUUGGUCGACGUUGCACAACGCUUAUCCAGACGGUUGUCCGUGAGCUUGGCGGCGAUACUGGCAAGAACGGCAAGGGCAAGCGCGCAUAUGAGGAAGAGGAGACCGAAGAGGAGGAGGAAGAGCCUGUCAAGAAGAAGGCCAAGAACGGUGUGAAGAACAAGCAGCUUGACACAGUGAAGGCCAAGGCCUCUCCUGCAACAUCAACAUCGCGCGCCAGCAGCGUUGCUUCAACCGGCUCCACUGGGAAGGGCAAGGCGAAGGGCAAGAAGAAAUAGACUUUCUGAUCCUGAAUCUCGCGGAUUGAUACGGUGUUUUGGCGCAUAGAAAGAUGGAAACGAUUCAUCACGGGAGCUUUGGCUCAGGUUUGGCACGGGCGAGGCUCUUCUGUACAACACUGCAACGGUCUGUGUUGAGCUUCUUUUAGCAUGGCAAGGCUUGUGGGUUCACGAGCGAGUUGUGCGAUAGCAUGUUAUAG
Macroventuria anomochaeta is the source of this 3695-nucleotide messenger RNA. RefSeq lists its product as uncharacterized. The transcript is spliced from 5 exons. The coding region runs from base 142 to 3495 and encodes 1117 amino acids. The record is from RefSeq and is a predicted model, not a curated record. Gene Ontology annotation, molecular function: nucleosome binding; ATP binding; ATP-dependent chromatin remodeler activity. NCBI's taxonomy places the organism in Eukaryota, Fungi, Ascomycota, Dothideomycetes, Pleosporales, Didymellaceae. Gene Ontology annotation, biological process: nucleosome organization; regulation of transcription by RNA polymerase II. Gene Ontology annotation, cellular component: nucleus; chromatin.